Messenger RNA from Alosa sapidissima (American shad), 4088 nucleotides. RefSeq names its product RAB3 GTPase activating protein subunit 1 (gene rab3gap1). NCBI's taxonomy places the organism in Eukaryota, Metazoa, Chordata, Actinopteri, Clupeiformes, Clupeidae. The coding region runs from base 41 to 3049 and encodes 1002 amino acids. Gene Ontology annotation, biological process: positive regulation of GTPase activity. The record is from RefSeq and is a predicted model, not a curated record. The transcript is spliced from 25 exons. Gene Ontology annotation, molecular function: GTPase activator activity.
CACAAUGCAACGUAGAGGCAGAAAGUAAACAGUGGAAUCCAUGAUGGCGGCUGACAGUGAUCCCGAGUCGGAAGUGUUUGAGAUCACGGACUUCACCACCGCAUCGGAGUGGGAGAGGUUUGUAUCAAGAGUGGAGGAAGUCCUAAAUGACUGGAAACUCAUUGGGAGUGUUGCUGGAAAACCCCCAGAAAAGGGAGAUUACACGAGCGGCACAUGGGAGGAGAAGAGUCAGGAGAUCAACUUUGCCGAUUUCAAAUUCUCCAUCGCACACAAUUAUCUUAAGCAGGAGACUCCGGAAAAUGAGGGCAAAGAGGAGACGGAGGAAGAUGCAUACCCUGCGGCCAUGCAGGACCUGCUUUGCAUGAACAAUGACUUCCCUCCCAGAGCCCACUGCCUCGUCCGAUGGUACGGUAUGCGUGAGUUUGUGACCAUCUCUCCCGGGGCAAACUGCGAGGCGAUUAUCAGUGAGUCCAAGUGUAAUCUGCUCCUCAGCUCAGUAUCCAUCGCACUGGCGAACACGGGCUGCCAGGUGCCGGUGUUCGUGCAGAUCCAGCAGAAAUGGCGGCGCAUGUACACCGGUGAAUGCCAGGGCUCGGGUGUGCGCACCGACUUCGAGAUGGUCCACCUUCGCAAGGUCCCCAGCCAGUACAACCAUCUCGCCGGACUCCUGGACAUCUUCAAAUCCAAAAUUGGCUGCCCUCUGACGCCGCUGCCACCCAUUAACAUUGCCAUCCGCUUCACCUACAUCCUUCAGGACUGGCAGCAGUACUCCUGGCCACAGCAGCCCCCUGACUUCGAUGCUCUCCUUGCUGGAGAGGUGGGUGGAGUGGAGUUUGGAAAGCUGCCUUUUGGGGCCUGUGAGGAUCCAAUCAGUGAGCUCCACCUUGCAACCACUUGGCCACAUUUGACAGAGGGGAUUGUGGUGGAUAACGAUGUGUAUUCUGACUUGGAUCCUCUUCAGGCUCCUCAUUGGUCCGUGAGAGUACGCAAGGCGGAUAACCCCCAAUGCUUGCUGGGUGAGUUCCUGCUGGAGUUCUAUAAGCUGUGCCAGCUGAAGGAGUCUACUGAGGAACUGCUGGGUAGAAGUGCCGGGGAGGAGGAGAGCAAAGAAAACGCAGACAUAAGCCACGCGCUGUCCAAACUGACCGAGCCCACGACUGUGCCCAUGUCCAAGCUCUCCGUGUCCAACAUGGUGCACAGUGCUCGCAAGCGCAUUCGUCGCCACAGGCGUGUUGACGAGUCACCCCUCAACAACGACGUCCUCAACUCCAUCCUGCUGUAUCUGUUCCCAGAUGCAGCAACAGACAAGCCUGCUGAUGCAAUCGCGGCCAAGGCCAAACAGGGGAACCCUGACAGGAAAGCAGAGCAGGAGAUGGAGCCGGAUGACUAUAACUUAUUCAACCAGUUCAAGUCUGCGCCCUCAGACAGUCUGACGCAUCGUCUGGCCCUGUGCAUCUGCAUGGUGAACUUCUACCACGGGGGCGUGCGUGCGGUGGCUCACCUCUGGCAGGAGUUUGUGCUGGAGAUGCGCUACCGCUGGGAGAACAACUACCUCGUCUACGGUCUGGCCAGUGGGACUCCGGACCUCAGGUGCUGUCUCCUCCAUCAGAAGCUACAGAUGCUGAACUGCUGCAUCGAACGCAAGAGGGCCCGAGACGACAGCCGCCAGAAGGGCGUUUCCCCCGAGGGUCCCCGGGAGCGGAAGGUGUCGGGCCCGGAGAACGGGCGCCUGCCGACGGAGAGCUCCAGCAGCCUGUCUCCCGGUGGGGCGGCGGCGGCAGCGGCCGAGGUGUCGCCCGGCAAAUCAUGGGAGUCGUGGAGCGACAGCGAGGACGAGUUCUUCGAGUGUCUGAGCGACACAGAGGAGCUGAAAGAGACGCCUGCCGAUGGGGCCAAGGAGACCGGCAAGGCCAAGCCAGAGGGCCGUCUGCAGCCCCACGGGAACCUCACCCUGCUCAACUCAGACGAGCCCCUGUACAUCCCAGUCACGCAGGAGCCUGCGCCCAUGACUGAGGACACUCUGGAGGAGCAGUCGGAGGUGUUGGCCAAACUGGGCACGUCGGCGGAGGGAGCCCACCUCCGUGCCCGUAUGCAGAGCGCUUGUCUGCUCUCUGACAUGGAGUCCUUCAAGGCGGCGAACCCCGGCUGCCACCUGGAGGACUUUGUGCGGUGGUACUCGCCCCGCGACUACGUGGAGGAGGAGGCGACGAACGAGGCCGGCCAGACGGUAGUCAAGGGCGACCUCAGUGCCCGCAUGAAGAUCCCGGGCAACAUGUGGGUGGAGGCCUGGGAGACGGCCAAGGCUACACCCGUGCGCAGGCAACGACGCCUCUUCGACGACACCAAGGAGGCCGAGAAGGUGCUACACUACCUGGCGGUGCAGAAACCAGCUGACCUCACGAGGCACCUGCUCCCCUGCCUGCUGCAUGCCGCCGUGCUCAAGGUCAAGGAGGAAGAGGCCAAGGAGGACAUCUUGUCGGUGCGUAAGGCCAUGCAGCAGAUGAUCUCCCAUGCCAGCAAGCUUCUGCGCCACCCCAGCCCUGACUACAAGAAGGUUGAGGACCUCAUUAACCAGGUCAUGGUGCUGGAGGCAGUCAUAGCCCGGGCCCGCUCCCUUAAAGCCAAGUUUGGCAUCGGGAAGAGCGAGCGAGAAGGAGAGGAGGAAGAGGAGCUGGAAAGGUUUGUCAGCUCUCUGCUGGAGGAGCCAGAGGUAGCGGUCCUGGGAGCGGGACGAGGCCCAGCCGGCACCAUCAUCCACAAGCUGUUUGUCAGCUCACAGAGGGUGGCUGACUUCAAUGAUGAGGCAGCCCUAUUGGCCCCAUUAGAGGAAGACAGCGGCCGUCCAGGCGGCGUCGAAGACAAGAAGCCUGCGUCGGCGGGCGGAAUCCCGGACUUCCCGCCCCCUGCUGGCCGCGAGGUGAUCCUGCGCACGUGUGUGCCCCGCCCGGCGCCGUACUCCAAGGCCCUGCCCCAGCGCAUGUUCUGCGUAAUGUUGCGUGAGGAGUUCCGCCUGGCUGGGGCCUUCUCAUCGGACACUUCCUUCUUCUGAGAGGUGGUGAACAUGGCCGCAACGGAAAGGGGGAGGGUGGGGAUUGGUGAGGGUGCUGUGAAGGAAAAAGGGGGCUGUGGGUGGGUGUGCUUUGGCUAUAGGAACAGGCGCGAGUCAGGAGGGUGAGCCCCACGCUGAAGGCAGUGUUGAAACAGUGGGAGUCCAGUGAGUUCUCAGCGGGAACUCGCUCACUACUUUGGGGAACCAGCCUUCGUUGUUCCGAAUCCUUCUGCUUAUGGCUUUAGCUCAUAUUGGGUUGGGUAAUCCACUCCAUGGGAGUCACGUUAGGUUAGCCGAGGAGCUAGUCCUUUUACACGAUGCACAGGUAUGCGCUUUAGUUCCACUCCAUAUUGGGCGGGGGGGGUCCUACCUUUAAUCUUACUUCAGUUAACACAAAGAAGAAAAUGUCAAAAUCACAUUAAAUGAAGCAAAUGUUUUUAAAAAAAAGUAUUUUAAAAUGCACCAAAAUCAUGCCAUUUGACUAUUGUAUUUUGUGGGACACCUAGUGCUGCUAUGACAACCAGCCCAACACUAGCCUAGUAUUUCUCUGCCUCUUCUAUUUCUGCACAUUCAUGCAAUUGUUAGCGCUUUACAAUGGGUAUACAGUCACUGGUCAGUUAUUUGUGCAUCCCACAAUAUCUCAGCCAUAAUGGUAAUUGUCUUGUCAUUUUUCCUCCAACAUCUGUGUAAAGGACCUUUGCUGCAAGUGCAAUUCUACAGGUGACUGUAUAUAUCAAAAAGAUGUUGGCACUCACAUAUUCCAGUGUAGAAAGGUGUCAUUGUCAGUGUCAUUGGUGUCUAUGAACAGUGGUGUUAAGUGCUAUUAAUAGAUAAUCUAAUUCAUUUUUAUCAAAUCAUCUUGAAGUCAGUAUGGACAAUGAGAAACUGUUGGUCAGCGUUUGACUAAUGGGGCACACAGACGCUGUGGAACUAACCAAAGUCUGUACAUGUCAGAUAAGUGCAGUAGACCUAAAUGUACUGUAGCAUAUUCUGUUUGUUUAGUACUGCUUAAUUACAGUAAAAUGAACACUUGAAAACA